Asparagus officinalis (garden asparagus) is the source of this 1102-nucleotide messenger RNA. Its product is annotated as F-box/kelch-repeat protein At3g06240-like. The annotation marks the transcript as partial. Gene Ontology annotation, molecular function: protein binding. The transcript has 3 exons. The record is from RefSeq and is a predicted model, not a curated record. Lineage: Eukaryota; Viridiplantae; Streptophyta; Magnoliopsida; Asparagales; Asparagaceae.
UAUUAGUUUUUCGGUUGUAUCUACAAAAUGCGAUGGAGUUAAUGAGGCUGAACUCGAUGGAAGGGCAUCACCCUCACAAACCCUAGCCUAACCGGAAUCCGAUUAGAAACUCAAUCUAAGCGGCGCAGGAAACAUGGCGAGCAAGAAACGCAUGGACACAUUGCAAGCGGAUGUUGACGCAAAAAAGAAACAAAGAAUCAAUAGUACUCAGCCUGAAUCGAUAAUUGGAACUUGCUGCUGCUUAUGGUUUCUACUACCCCUUGACAUAAUGGCUGACAUACUAUCAAGACUACCUGCGAAAUCUGUCGCAAAGUUCCGCUGUGUCUGCAAACGAUAUCUCUCUUUAACUCAUGAUCCCCUUUUCUUGAAAUCGCACCAGGAGAGAUCUUCAAGCUAUGUGGUUGUUGGUAAAUGUCUCCGUCAUGGAGAAAUCUAUAAAUACAGUAAUAUUGGAGAUGGGAAAAAUUCUAAGGAGAUUUACUGUAAAGUUAAACUCGAGAGAGUCUACUAUCAGUUAUCAAAUUUUGUGGAUGGUUUGACUUGUGCUUAUGGCUAUACUGGUAAAUCUGAUUUAUACUUACUAAAUCCCAUGACUCGGGAACUUCAGAAACUCCGAAAGAACAAUAGUCGUCGAGAGUACUUUAAAUAUGAAAAUUUUGGUCUCGGUAUCGACUUGACUAUGGGGCUUUGCAAGAUAGUUAGGUUAUUUACUUGUUCUGAUGAUCGUCGUGUUGUUCAGUGUGAGGUCUAUAAUGUGGUCACAAUGCAAUGGAGAUUCCUUGGUGAAGCUCCCUUUGAAUUAUUCAACCAUUCUAAUUCAGUUUUCUUUCUUGGAGCCCUCCACUGGAUUGGAUGUUUACCAGGAGAUGGAUAUCAAGAUCAAGGAAUACCAAGUAUUUAUAGAUUCAAUAUCAAAGAUGAGAAGUUUGAACCGCCAAUAUCACUCCCAUGUCCGCCAUCCCCUGAUAUGUAUUUGUGUCCUGAUUUUGGUUUGAAGGAGUUAAAGGGGAAGUUUUGGCUGUUUUACAUGAGCUUUGACCGGACAUACUGCGAGAUAUGGACUAUGAAAGAUUAUUUGAAUAGCGCUUGGGUCAAAGUGAGC